AUGACGCGUGGGUCCGCCUCCUUGGACGCGUGCGCCUGCGACGCCCUGCUCGAGGAAGAUCUCCUCGAUCUUGAGCUCGCGGCGGGCGGGGGGGAGGGGGGUGGCCUCCUCCUCCUCCCUCGCCGAGCGCUCCAUUAUGGCGCGCUUGAGGUGGUCCUCCUGCCCCAUGGGGAGGUAGUCUUCGGGGCCAAUAACGCCUCGACGCGGCGGGUCCGUGUCGGCCUCGAGCUUGACGGCGAGGGCCCGAGCUCCUCCGGCUCUCUCUUGACCGGAGUGAGAAGUGAGGGUUGGAGAGGGGCACUCGACCCCAACCCGCACUCCUCUUCCCACGUCGCGCGGGAGGGAAAAAUCCCAUCCCCAGCCUCCCGCCUCCUCCCUCCCAAGCCGCCGCUCGCCGCCCGCCGCCAAUCCGGCCGGCCCCCUCGCCUCCCCUCGACGCACGCCGCCCGCCGCCGGCUGCGCCACACUCCCCGCCGCCGGAUCCGUCGUUCCCCGCCGUCUCCCGCCCCACGCAGCACCCACCCGUGCCGCGCGAUCGCCGUCGCCGCCCCGAGCUUUCUCCUCGCCGUCCAGCCGCCACCCGGCCUCCUCAACCUCUCCUCCACCUCCUCGACCUCCCCCAGCCGCCGCGCCCCGCCCCCCCGGCCGCCCGCCGCCUCCCGCACCAGGCCGCCUGCCGUGCCCCGCCCACCAUCAACAGCGGCCUCCCGCCCCCCAGCCGCCUCCCGCAGCCAGAGGCAGGCCGGCCCCAGGCCUCCUCGAGCUCUCCUCACCGCGCCAGAGGCCAGGCGGGCCAGAGGCAGCCGCGUCGCCCCGAGCUCCCCGCGGAUGGAGGUGAACACCGACGACAUGGAGUCGUUGUCCGAUGAUUCCGGUUGGUCGUCAUUGGACGAUUCGGACAUUGAGGAGUUGCUUCAAGACGAUGACGUCGAGAUGAUGGGCCUCCUCCUUGACGUGCAAGAGUUUGAAGACCGCGCGAAGCUGAUGGAUCAGAGGAGAGGGUCGAAGAUGGGGCGAGUCACCAUCUACCGGAACCGCGGUCUCGGACACGAGCAAUUGAUGCAAGACUACUUCGCGGAGUGUGAUUGCUUCAGUUUGCACCACUAA
Molecule: messenger RNA, 1107 nt
Organism: Aegilops tauschii subsp. strangulata
Lineage: Eukaryota; Viridiplantae; Streptophyta; Magnoliopsida; Poales; Poaceae
Source: RefSeq, a predicted model, not a curated record